AUGAAGUUCCUCACCCAAAUCCUCCUGUUCCUUUCCUGCGUCCUGGUUCUGGUCGGGACUGUUCAAGGGCAAAUGAUGGAAGAACCCGAACCUGUCGACGAAAGCAUGGAACCAGAGAUGGAAAAGAUGCUGAAGGAACCCGAACUCGACGAAGAACCCGGAGAGAGGCAGAUGGGCAAGCGCCGCGGAGGCUAUGGCUACGGUUACGGCUAUCCUUACUACGGGGUCGGUUAUGGCUACCCGUACUACGGCUAUGGAUACCCCGGUUACUACGGAUACGGCCACAGGCGCUGGGGCCUCCGCCACUAUUGGUAA
Molecule: messenger RNA, 315 nt
Organism: Neospora caninum
Lineage: Eukaryota; Apicomplexa; Conoidasida; Eucoccidiorida; Sarcocystidae
Exons: 2
Coding region: 1-315 (104 amino acids)
Source: RefSeq, a predicted model, not a curated record